AUGUUUAGAAAAGCCAAAAUAGAUCAGAAAAGUGUAUAUAAAGGGAGGCUGAUCACCUCCGAAAAGGGGGAUAAUCUGGAGGAUGCUUCCGUCACAUCAUCAAAAUCACCAUCUUCAGAUAUCCCCAACCAGAUCUCUAAUCAAUCUUAUAAACAACCACCACAAUCGUCGCCGAAAAUACAGGAACUACUACCGCAAUCACUGAUAUCGCUAUCGCCAACACUAUCAACCUCGAAGAUCAUGAAUAUGGCAACAGACUAUAGAGACCCAUUACUAGACUUGCUUGGACCCUCCAUGGACAACCUGCACGCUUCAGUCGAUGAUAUACAAAUGAUAAAUCGGAACGGAAACAUCAACAACAAUAACAUCAACAACAGCACCAACAAUAAUAACCACGGGUUUGGUUCAAAUCACCAAUUAUUUCAACAACAUUUCCCUCACAUGUCACCAGGAAGUUUUGGUAUCGACUUGAAUCAAAGUCAAAACUAUAACGAAACCCAGGGACAAGGGUAUGGACAAGCUAAAGCGCAAGGACAAGGGAAUGGUCGCGGUCAAAAUGGCGCCAAUGCACCACAAACACCUGUGUUGAAUCAUCAACAAUACUAUAGUACCAACUUUGACUUUGGCUCCCCAAACCACAUCAGCAACUUUGAGAAAAUCCAGGAAUUGGAACAAUCUCCACCUCAACAAGUUAAGAAACCAAGUGUGCAUGUUCCUUCAUCUACUGAUGGCUCAUUAUCAGCAGACCAAGACUUUGAUUUACAAGUAUUCAACAAAACAAACCCAUCACUGUUUUACAAGGAAAUGUCGCUUCCACCUUUACCACCACUAUCUGAAUCUGUGUUGCCUCGCAACUACAAACCAUUGGAUAUCGCCCAAGUACACCAAGAACUUUCCAAACCACAACAGCCUCAAAUACAGGCACAUGCAAGUAACAAUCACAAUAAACGCAGGAAACAAGAGGCGGGGCCAAAAACUAGGCCAGCAUUUGUGAUGAAGAUUUGGUCCAUGGUCAAUGACGAAGCCAAUAAGGAAUACAUUAGAUGGAAUGAUGAUGGUAAAACUUUCCAGGUUUUUCACCGUGAGGAUUUCAUGAAACUCAUCUUGCCCAACUAUUUCAAACACAACAAUUUUGCAAGUUUUGUUAGACAGUUGAACAUGUAUGGGUGGCACAAAGUUCAAGAUAUUAAUAAUGGGACCAUGAACCAAAACUGUGAUAGGCAUGGCAACGGUGGUCAAGAUGAGAUUUGGCAAUUUGAGAAUCCGAACUUCAUUAGGGGCCGCGAAGAUUUGUUAGACAAAAUUAUAAGAAACAAGAGCACACCAGGACAGGACGACGCGCAGGACGCCCCAGUUACAAAUGCUAGUCUCUCGUUGAUCCUCUCUGAGUUGGAAACCAUCAAGAUGAAUCAGUAUGCUAUUACGGAAGAUUUGAGACGGGUUAGACAUGAUAACAAGGUGUUGUGGCAGGAGAAUUAUCUCAAUAGGGAGAGGGCUCAAAUGCAAGCUAGGACGAUGGACAAGGUGCUCAAAUUUUUGGCAGCUGCUUACGGCAAUGGCAACAAGCUUUUGGAUACUCAAAAUCACCCGUUGGCGCAUUUCCCACAAUCAGUAAGGAACUCACCUAUGCUUCGUAGAGCACAAACACAUACUCAAUCACAAGGUCCGCAACAACCUACUGACUUAAAUGCUUCACUCGAUUCUAAUAUUAUUAAUAAUAAUAGCAGUAACAACAAUAACAAUCACAACAACAUCAAUAACAAAAGCAGCCACCAACAGCAAACCCAUACAGAAGAUCACAAUUCACCGGUCUAUCAAUCUCCCUCGUCGUCAGAAGCGCUGUAUCAACAAAUGCAAUACAAGCCUAGAUUACUUCUCACAGACCAAGCACAUGCACGCAGGCCUUCUGUUAGCAGAACGCAAUCCUCUCCAGCCUCGAUUGAAGAAAUUUUCAGGUCGCACAAUAAGGCCAGAUCAAAUGAAUCCAACUUGAAGAAUAUGUAUCAGCAUUUGGUAAAUCAGGAUCCCGCGACAUCGCCACAUCCAUUGUACACGGAUUUAACUAUACCAACCAAUCCAGCGUAUGAUAGUAUGGAGACACAAUUGAAGAAUUCUGGACAGUCUAUUGAGCAAGUGCAGGAUUGGAUAGAGAAAUUGAGUCAGCAACAAGAAUUAGCUCAAAAAGAUGGCUUACAUCUUGAUGCAAAAUCGAAUGGUUCAAAUAAUGGGGUUGAUCCUAGUGUUAGUGCGGGUGCUAGUACAGGUGCUAGUACAGGUGCUGAUUUUGCUUCUGGUGCAAACCCCGCUAAUAGUGAUCACAAUGAUAUAUUAGCUCACGACCCAACGUUGGACCAUUUCAAUAUUGAUGAUUACAUUCAGAAUGGAAGUCCCGCACCUGCGCCAGGUUUUCUAAACACUAGUGCCGUUAAUGGAUUUUCUUCUCCGCAACCGGAGCUGGCCCAAUUGCUAAAUGGAUAUGCGAAUCCACGCCCCUCGAGUAAAAAAAGAACGAUCCAUGAGAUCUAUGAUGGAACAGAGGAGGAAGAAGGAGAAGAAGAAACAAAGUAA
Molecule: messenger RNA, 2568 nt
Organism: Lodderomyces elongisporus
Lineage: Eukaryota; Fungi; Ascomycota; Pichiomycetes; Serinales; Debaryomycetaceae
Gene: CTA8
Product: stress-responsive transcription factor
Exons: 2
Coding region: 1-2568 (855 amino acids)
Biological process (GO): regulation of DNA-templated transcription
Molecular function (GO): DNA-binding transcription factor activity; sequence-specific DNA binding
Source: RefSeq, a predicted model, not a curated record